This is a messenger RNA of Colletotrichum orchidophilum, 1473 nucleotides long. Its product is annotated as ergosterol biosynthesis ERG4/ERG24 family protein. Gene Ontology annotation, biological process: ergosterol biosynthetic process. The transcript has 3 exons. Gene Ontology annotation, cellular component: endoplasmic reticulum membrane. Lineage: Eukaryota; Fungi; Ascomycota; Sordariomycetes; Glomerellales; Glomerellaceae. The record is from RefSeq and is a predicted model, not a curated record. Bases 1 to 1473 code for a protein of 490 amino acids. Gene Ontology annotation, molecular function: Delta14-sterol reductase activity.
AUGGCGUCCAAGGCAAAGAAGGGCGCUGUCCAACAGCCGCAUGGCUACGAGUUUGGAGGACCUAUCGGCGCCUUCGGCAUCUCUUUCGGUCUCCCGAUCCUCGUCUACCUCUUCACCUUCAGCUGCAACGACGUGUCGGGCUGUCCAGCUCCUUCUCUCCUGAGCCCCUCGACUCUGAACCUCGACCGACUCAAGCGCGAAGUCGGAUGGCCCGAGGAGGGCUUCUGGGGUCUCGCGGACACAAAGGUUACUGGUGCCGUCUUGGGAUACUAUCUUUUCAACGCGCUCCUCUACCGCAUUCUUCCGGCGACUGAGGUGGAUGGCGUCGAGCUCGCCUCCGGUGGCCGACUCAAGUACCGAUGCAAUUCCUUCGCCUCCAGCAUGUUCAUCUUGACUGUGUGCUUCGCCGGCACCAUCGCCCAGGGAGCCGAGUUUCCUCUUUGGACCUUCAUCACCGACAACUACAUCCAAGUCGUUACCGCCAACAUGCUCAUAGCCUAUGGCAUUGCGACGUUUGUGUACGUACGAAGCUUCAGCGUCAAGCAGGGCAACAAGGAGCUCCGCGAAUUGGCCGCGGGGGGACACUCUGGCAACCUGAUCUACGACUGGUAUAUCGGACGAGAGCUUAACCCCCGUGUUACUAUCCCUCUUCUGGGCGAAAUCGAUAUCAAGGAGUGGUUGGAGAUCCGACCUGGUCUGCUGGGUUGGUCUCUUAUGAACUGUGCGUGGACGGCCAGACAAUACCGCACUUACGGCUUCGUAACCAACAGCAGCGUAUUCGUCUCUGCUGUCCAGCUCGCAUACGUCGUUGACUGCUGGUGGAACGAGCCCGCCAUCUUGACGACCAUUGACAUUACUACGGACGGCUUCGGCUUCAUGCUCUCCUUUGGCGACCUCGUCUGGGUACCAUUCGUCUACUCCUUACAAACGCGUUACUUGGCCGUGUACCCAGUCUCAAUGAGCCCCCUGGGCAUGGCCGGUAUUGUCGGACUCAUUGGCGUCGCCUUUUCCAUCUUCCGUCUCUCCAACAGCCAGAAGAACGCUUUCCGCAGCAACCCUGACGACCCGAGCGUCGCCCACCUCAAGUACAUCGAGACCAAGACGGGAAGCCGCCUCCUCAUCUCGGGCUGGUGGGGAGUCGCCCGUCAUAUCAACUACCUCGGCGACUGGCUGCAGGCUUGGCCAUACUGCUUGCCCACGGGCAUGGCCGGGUACACAAUCGUCUCCGCCGGCACUGGAUACGCCCAAGCCGGACUCGAAGGAGCCUUCAAGAUGGCCGAUGGUCGUGAGGUUAUCCAGGGCGCGGCUCGUGGUAUGGCCAUUCCCAUCACGUACUUUUACAUUGUCUACUUUGCCGUCUUGUUGGUUCACCGCGACCGCCGUGACGACGAAAAAUGUUCUCGCAAGUACGGCGAGGACUGGGAAAAGUACAAGAAGAUUGUUCGGUGGAGAAUCCUGCCUGGCAUCUAUUGA